Messenger RNA from Gallus gallus (chicken), 3917 nucleotides. It is a transcript of the gene SLITRK1, whose product is annotated as SLIT and NTRK like family member 1. Lineage: Eukaryota; Metazoa; Chordata; Aves; Galliformes; Phasianidae. The record is from RefSeq and is a predicted model, not a curated record. Bases 586 to 2664 code for a protein of 692 amino acids. Gene Ontology annotation, molecular function: protein binding. Gene Ontology annotation, cellular component: postsynaptic density membrane; GABA-ergic synapse; glutamatergic synapse. Gene Ontology annotation, biological process: regulation of presynapse assembly; axonogenesis; positive regulation of synapse assembly. The transcript has 3 exons.
ACUGUAUAGAGAAUGCCAGCAAGAGACUAAAGCCAGCAUGAAAUACUGUGGAUUGCAGGGGAGGAAGAAAUGCAUUUAAAGCAACAAUAAAAAUGGCGUGCAGAAUAAUUACAUCAAAUUGCUACUUGCUUGACACCCUGACACUAAUUCUGCUCAAGGCAUUGGGAAAUACAAAAAGGGAAACACACCUUCCUCACCUGCUUGUGCAGCAUUCUCUCAGCAGAUGGAUUUUUGCCACUGCAGCUCAGCAGAGGGUGUCAGAUCUUUCAGAGUGCACCAGGUUGAAACGAGCAGAGCCUCUUAGCAACUCUCCCUCUGCGUGCAUUACGUGCCUGGAGAGUCUGUGGAUAUAAUUAUUGACUGGAAUCUGGGCUGCUGCAGAUGUAUGUGGGGGGGGAGAGAGGAGAAAAGAAAGAGUGUCCCCCCCCCCCUUCCGACCCUCCUUGCUCCCCCUCCCCACAUUUUUUCCCCCUUUGGAGAUGGUUUGGACAUUUCGUAUUGAAUGAACUGGAAUUGCUUUCCGUGUGAGGAGGAUGGUUGCUGUUACUUUGUGAUGAGAUCGGGAAUGAAUUGCUCGGUUUAAAAAUGCUGCUUUGGAUUCUGUUGCUGGAGACAUCUCUUUGUUUUGCUGCUGGAAACGUUACAGGGGACGUUUGCAAAGAGAAGAUCUGUGCCUGCAACGAGAUAGAAGGGGAUUUGCACGUAGACUGUGAGAAAAAGGGAUUUACCAGCCUGCAACAUUUCACCGCCCCAACUUCCCAGUUUUACCAUUUAUUCCUGCAUGGAAAUUCCCUGACUCGACUUUUCCCUAAUGAGUUUGCUAACUUUUACAAUGCAGUCAGUUUGCACAUGGAAAACAAUGGUCUGCAUGAGAUUGUUCCUGGGGCUUUCCUGGGGCUGCAGCUGGUGAAACGCUUGCACAUAAACAACAACAAGAUCAAAUCGUUCAGGAAGCAGACUUUCCUGGGGCUGGACGAUCUGGAAUACCUCCAGGCAGAUUUUAAUCUAUUGCGGGAUAUUGACCCAGGAGCAUUUAGGGACUUGAACAAACUAGAGGUGCUGAUUUUAAAUGACAAUCUCAUCAGUACCUUGCCCCCCAACGUGUUUCAGUAUGUGCCGAUCACCCACCUCGACCUCCGGGGAAACCGUCUUAAAACCUUGCCUUAUGAGGAGGUUCUGGAGCAGAUCCCAGGCAUUGCCGAAAUCCUGCUAGAGGAUAACCCCUGGGACUGUACUUGUGAUCUGCUAUCAUUGAAGGAAUGGCUGGAAAACAUACCCAAAAAUGCUUUGAUCGGCAGAGUGAUUUGUGAAGCUCCCACUAGGUUGCAGGGCAAAGAUUUAAAUGAGACCACAGAGCAAGAGCUGUGCAAAAAGAACAGAGUGGAUUCUAGUCUAGCUGCUCCCCCUGCCGAAGAAGAAACCUGUGAUCCUGGUCCCAUUCCAACCCCCUUUAAAAUACAUGGCAAAGAAGACCCUGCCACACCAGGAUCUGGUCCAAAUGGAGGUACAAAGAUUCCUGUCAACUGGCAAAUCAAAACUAGACCCACUGCUGCUGUGUCAACUGUUAGUGUGAAGAGCAAGCAACCGGCUAUCUUGUCCUGCCCUCAGAUCUGCAGCUGUGAUCAGAUCCCUGGCUCGGGUUUAAAGGUUAAUUGCAAUGACAGGAAUGUAAGCAGCCUGGUGGAUUUGAAACCUAAGCCGUCCAAUGUGCAGGAGCUGUUUCUGAGAGACAACAAAAUACACACCAUCAGGAAAUCCCACUUUCUGGAUUACCGAAAGCUUAAUUUACUUGAUUUGGGAAACAACAACAUAGCCACUGUUGAGAACAACACCUUCAAGAACCUCUUUGAUCUCCGAUGGCUGUACAUGGAUAGCAACUACUUAGACACCUUAUCCCGGGAGAAAUUCACUGGGCUGCAAAACCUGGAGUAUCUGAAUGUGGAGUUUAAUGGGAUCCAGCUGAUAAUGCCCGGCACCUUCAAUGCAAUGCCCAAACUCAGAGUCCUCAUCCUCAACAAUAACUUAUUGAGGUCUCUCCCAGUUGAUGUGUUUGCCGGGGUCUCGCUUUCCAAACUCAGCAUACACAACAAUUAUUUCAUGUACCUCCCAGUGGCAGGGGUGCUGGACCAGCUCACCUCCAUCACCCAGAUAGACCUGCACGGCAACCCGUGGGACUGUACUUGCCCUAUCGUGCCUUUCAAACAGUGGGCAGAAAUGCUGCGCCCCAAGGUGAUUAUGAGUGACCUGAGGUGUGAGUCUCCAGAAGAUUUCUUCAAGGAGGAUUUUGAGUCCCUCUCCAAUGACGUGAUUUGCCCUCAGCUAAAAAUAUCACCCACCUUAAGUUCUACCAACAAAAACAGCACUGGGGUCGCAGAGACAGGUACUCACUCCAACUCCUACUUGGAGACCAGCCGGGUCUCCAUUUCGGUGCUAGUGCCAGGGCUGCUGCUGGUUUUUGUGACCUCUGCUUUCACGGUGGUUGGCAUGCUGGUGUUCAUCCUGAGGAACAGAAAACGAUCUAAGAGGAGGGACGCCAAUUCAUCUGCAUCUGAGAUCAACUCCUUGCAGACUGUCUGCGACUCAUCCUACUGGCACAACGGGCCCUACAGCACCGACGGGGCCCACAGGGUUUAUGACUGUGGUUCCCACUCCCUGUCGGAUUGAGGAGGUGGGUGGGGCGGGGGUGCCUGCUGCCCAGGCUGACCUUGCACUUUCCUGGUGAUGGGGAGGCAAAUGCCAGCAAGGACAGCUCUGCACCUCAGCUACCUUUUGUGAGGAACGAAAAACACUCACACACUCCCCCACAGCCCCCAGAGCAAGAGCCGCGCUCGGUACGUGUGGGGGGAGCCUGGCGGAGGGGCACGUCCCCCUACCGAAUGCUGCCGGGACGGCAAUGGAUGAGUGAGGACCUGCUUCCUUCGGCUCUGGCAGGGCGAACCACGGCUCUUGGUUUUGUUGGGCCUUUGUUCUGUUGUGUUGGGGGUUGUUUUGCUUUUUUGCCCUCUUCCCUUUUGGAUGGACCCCUCCCUUGAGAGGCCAGGAGGAGGAGGGGGAUGGAGGAAAGGCUGCAGUCAGCCUCCUCCUGACAAAGCAGGAGUAGAAAGUUGCACGAAGGCAUGAAUGUAAUGUAAAUAAAUGACUUGGACUCUGAAACAGACAAAUGGAAAAAAAAAAAAAAACAACAAAAAAAGAAACAACUGCUGCAUGGCUCGCAUGGAUACAACGCACCCCAGGGACGCUCCAGCCCACGACUGGAAGCAGCGUCUAGUUCACACCAUCAUUCCUCUUACCUGAUAAGUCCCUUCGUAUCAAACCUUCUAUAUAAGAAAUACAGUAUAAUAAUAAAAGUGCCAUUUCACCUUUUUUUUUUGUGUGUGAUCAAUAGGCAGUAGAGAUCGUACUUUUACUGUGGGAAAAAAAAAAUGUAAAGGUUUUAUUUAAGACAUAGUUGCAUGAAUAUUUUCAUUUGAUUAUAAUUAUUAUUAUUUUUUUCUUGAGGUGGGAAUGGCUUUUUUGGAGAUAUUUUCUUUCUCGAUGGUGAGUUUUAGUUCUUUUUGUGGGAGGGAAAGGGAGAGAGGGGAGGCUUUGGCUUUAUUUUCUCUCUCUUCCUUUUCAGUAUACAUAUUCAGUAUUACCUUUCCAUUUGAAUGUAAAAAAUUAGUACCCUUGAUUUCUAUUAUGGUAACAGUGUAAACGUUAACAAAAGAAAAAAAAAAAAUCCAAGGCAGUUAAGCAUGACCAAUUAAUGUCACUCUAGUGCUUAGGCUGCAAAGUUUAAUGGUAGAAAAAUCUGUGCUGUUGUAAAUCUUACUAUAACUUGAGGAGAUUAGAACUGAGGAAGCAAGUGAAACUUACUAAUUCUAUUUGAGGUUUUAUAAUGGCAUAUUUUUUCAGUAUUAAAGUGAAAAUGUUUUCAA